UUUAACACCAUCCUGAUGUUUCCGACAGACCUUGCAAGAUACUACAGCUACCGUCUAUAAAACAAAGUUAAAGGGCUUAAAUUCACCCCUUAACUUGAUGGCUAAUUUUUUACAGCUAUAAAAUAACGCAUUUGUGCUUAUUGAAAAUAACACUAACAAACACGACUAAUUUUUCACCCCUUAAAACCUUUAGAUGUCUGGCCCUCUUUCAUCUCUAAUAAGAAAAGAUCGACGAGUCCAAAACAAACGUUAAAGCGUUUAAAAUCAUUCUGCUAAAAAAAAUAUUCCUUAAAACAUCUCAAAUAGAACAUUAACAAAUACAGAUAAUGUUUUUUUAUUCUUUUAAAGACCAUUGAAACCGUUUUGCGCCGUUUGGUUUGCGACAAGAUGUUUUCACAUUGUGGUUGUAAGAAACAGACGGUUCUAUCCAUCAUACCACAUCGGCCCUAUCAGCAUAACGGAACAACCCCUCCACAAUGACGUCAGCAGAUCCCCCAGUACCUGGUAUUUCCUCUCAUGACGAACUUCCCCACUUAAAAGCUUUUAACCGGAUAUCUCCACGGUCCCAGGCCCCACUUCUAGGCCUCUCAGCUGAGGCGGUAGGAAGAGCUGCUUUUGAGGAACGCAGGGAAAAGCUUCUCUUCCUUUAGUUGUACUCUUCCUCAAAGCAAUCUGUUUCUGUACAAGAUGGCUGCCGAGGACUUUCUGGGUUUCAUGCAGUCAGGUCAAAGUGAGAAUCUCGGACGGGCCAGGAACUGGACGGACGCAGAAAUGAAGGGCCUCGUCUGCGUGUGGGAAGAGUUCUUCACUGAGCUCCGGAAGGCCAAGAGGAACGCCAAGAUCUACGAGAAGAUGGCCAAGAGGUUCUUGGAGCUCACGGGCGAGCAUCGCCGCAGAGAGGAAAUUAGGAUGAAAAUAACUAAUAUGACUGUCCAGUACAGGAAAUUGAAGUGUGUGACUAACGGCAGCACCCAGUCGCCUGAGUGGCCGUACUUCAGGGCCAUUGACCGGGUACUGUCCCAGACCCUUGAAUCGAAUAGUCUGCCCAGCUGUGACCUCCAGCCAACACCACCUCCAUCCACACCCCAGCCCGAGUCCAAGUCUGUGCCCACUGAGUCCUGCCCCCCAGGUUUUAUUCCAGAGUACACAGGAUCUUCUGAGGAACAGGAGCUUCCAGAAGAGGGGGGGCAUUCAGAGAGCUCAGCCAGCCAGCAGUCGCCGGAGUCCAGGUCACCUCAGGCACCCAUCAGGAAGAAGAUGCAGCUGAGCCUGAAAAGGAGGAAGCUGCGUGUCCUGGAAGCCAUGCUUCAGGAGCAGAGAAAGGCAGGCCGCAACCUGGAGGAGGUCUGCCAGGAGGUGCGGCGUGUCAUGCGCCAGCAGAACCACCUGCAUUUACAAAACUUGCAGCUCCAGGAGCGCACGAUGAACCUCCUGGAGAAGAUGAUCUCACCGCCCACACAGACCCCGGCCUGGGUCUCUACUGGAGCCAGGGAGCCUGGGCCAAGCCAAGCCUGAUCAUGUAGCAUCACCCCACCCACAUGCACACAGACACACUUCAUGACACUAAAAUGUCGCUUGUUGCAUGUACAACAGGCUUAAGUAGCAGUGAGAUCUACAGAAAUAUCUACAUACCAGUGUUCCCCAAUCCGGAUCUCGGGGACCCAUAGUUGGUGGGUUUAGAACUUUGUCAGUUUGACAUUUCAGAGCUUUGUACCUACAUUUUCCAGCCACACAUCUUAAACGUAGUUCCAUUAACUGGUUAACAGCUGUUUCUUGCAUUUGUUGACGGUACUGUAUAUUCAUUUUUAUUUCAAUUUAAUCUGGCCAUGUGUCUCUGGCAUAUGCAUCUUUUAUACAGACCAUAUUUUUGUUUAUUAAAAAAAUCUUUGAUUAAUACAAACAAAUACUGAAAUUAAAAACAAACUGC
Molecule: messenger RNA, 1927 nt
Organism: Brienomyrus brachyistius
Lineage: Eukaryota; Metazoa; Chordata; Actinopteri; Osteoglossiformes; Mormyridae
Product: myb/SANT-like DNA-binding domain-containing protein 1
Exons: 3
Coding region: 688-1515 (275 amino acids)
Biological process (GO): positive regulation of DNA-templated transcription
Cellular component (GO): nuclear body
Source: RefSeq, a predicted model, not a curated record